AUGCAUCUUUCUAUAUCGCUGGCACUAGUUGGUCUAUCUACAACCCAACUAGUCUGCGCAUCACUCACCGACAGGGCUGCAUCUGACCUCCCGCCAUAUGUCUUGGAAUAUGCACCCUUGGUCUGGCUCCAUAGCCAGGAAACAUACAUGCCGAGCGAUAUCCAACAGCAGCUCGAUCACACCAGACCCAAUGUCAACUGGACAGCCCUCGAGGGAGUGGAGUCACCCCUAACCCUCAACAACCUCGACACGCUCAAUUCUAUGGGUAAUACAAGCGUCUAUCUAACCUCUCUAGAAGGCAUCGAAGCCGAUCCAGAACCAGCCUGGUUCCAAGGUAUCAGACCAGAUUCACAGGGGCGAACGGACAAUGGUACAGCGAGUAUCAUAGUUAUCGCGGAUCGAGGCAACGGAACCGUCGAUGCGUUUUACUUUUAUUUCUACGCAUUCAACAAAGGCGGUACAGUACUAGGUCUCGAGUUCGGCGACCAUAUCGGAGACUGGGAACAUAAUAUGAUCCGUUUCGUUAAUGGCUCACCGGACGCAAUAUGGUACAGCCAGCAUGCCAGUGGACAGGCGUUUACCUACGCCGCCGUUGAAAAGAAGGAUAAGCGGCCGUAUGUUUACUCUGCGAAAGGCACGCAUGCGAACUAUGCAAUCGAAGGACAACACGACCACACUAUCCCGGGCUUCAACCUCCCUACAGGGUUUCUGUUGGAUUAUACAGACCGCGGGGUGCUGUGGGAUCCUGUCCUCAACGGCUACACUUACGCCUACGACGAAAAAGCUGGGUUCCAGGCUGUGAACUCCGAAGAUCCGGUGGCGUGGUUGGAUUUCAAUGGGAAAUGGGGUGAUGACCAGCCGCCUAAUGAGCCCUCGGUCUUUGGUGAGGCUAAGAACGUUGCUGGGCCCAAUGGUCCUAAGUUCAAGGGGUUGGAUAGAGAGUUGGUGUGUCCUUCCAAGCCGUGCUUUGUGCUUCCGUUCAGGACUUUCUCUGUGGAUACGACUUCGUGA
This is a messenger RNA of Penicillium mononematosum, 1011 nucleotides long. RefSeq lists its product as uncharacterized. NCBI's taxonomy places the organism in Eukaryota, Fungi, Ascomycota, Eurotiomycetes, Eurotiales, Aspergillaceae. Bases 1 to 1011 code for a protein of 336 amino acids. The record is from RefSeq and is a predicted model, not a curated record. The transcript has 5 exons.